Messenger RNA from Schistosoma turkestanicum, 1407 nucleotides. The record is from the annotation of a GenBank genome assembly. NCBI's taxonomy places the organism in Eukaryota, Metazoa, Platyhelminthes, Trematoda, Strigeidida, Schistosomatidae.
AUGAAAGAACAAGGAAGUAAAGAGAAAAUCAUAACACAAUGCACUUUAAAUAGUGACGAUACUGUACUUCUGAGGAACCAGUUACAGGUUUUUUGGUGUAUGCUUCCUGUUGAAGGAGAUUAUUCAUUAGAAAAGCCUCCUACUUCUCAUAAUCAUUCUGGGAAUGAUAAGCUCAAACAUUUGCAUAUUUUAUUUCGACAUGGUGACAGAUCCCCAAUAGUUAUUAUUCCUGCCAUUUUACAAAAUAUUCCUCCUGCUUGGUCACAAGGCCUUGGAAUGCUUACAGACAAAGGUGUAGAGCAACAUUUUUUUCUUGGAAAGUGGUUGAGGUCAAAGUAUGACGGAUUUGUUCCCAGUAAAUAUAACGGUUCUAAUUAUCAUGUUCGUAGUACGGAUGUUGAUAGAACCUUAAUGUCAGCUAUGGCAAAUGCAGCUGGAUUUUAUAACCAAUCUCCCUCUCCUCUGUCCGCUUAUGGUAUCAACUGGUUCCCUAUACCUGUUCACACAAAACCUCAAGUAACAGAUGCACUUUUGGGCAUUUCACCAUGUCCUUAUCGGGAUUCAUUACAAAAAGCACAAAUGAAUAGUCAGUCAUCUAUUGAAUUUGAAAAAAAUCAUUCAGCUUUGUUUACUAAACUUACUUCUGUCGCUGGUAUUGGUCCGGUUAAUCGUCAUAAUGUAUGGUCUAUAACCGAUUUAAUCACAUGUAUGAUUGCGCAUAACAUUACUCUUCCUGACUGGUGUACAGCUGAUUUAUUAACAGAAUUAUUUGAAGUCAGCAGAUUCUAUUGGGUGAAACAAUUAUCUUCAUCAGAAGAUAUUAUUCGACUAGAGAUUGGUGUUUUCUUGCAUACAUUUGUCGUACAUAUACGUUCAAUCAUACAUGGAGAACCAUUGAAUUUAAAUAGUGAACAUACAUUAUCUACUAAGCAUAUCAUGAUUUAUUCAGCGCAUGACACAGAUGUCACUUAUAUUUUAGCUGGUUUCGGUGUUUAUGACAAUCAAUUAAUUAGUUAUGCAUCUACUGUAAUUCUAGAAUUACAUGGUCCAGAUAAAUCAAGCAAAGAAAGUGAUUAUCUUAUAAAAUUAUUGUAUAAAAAAGGUAUGACCGAUGAAACAGGAGAAUAUUUAACUUUACCAGCAUGUAAAGGUCAACCUGGCUAUAAUGGUUGCCCUGUAAAUCUUGUUUUGAAACAAAUUCAACCAUUAUUAUUGGAUACGCAUAGUUUUUUCAAAGAAUGCCGAAUCCACCCACCGGAUAAUAUAAAUUAUCGGUUACAUCCAGUUGUAUUUAUCUUUGUUGGUGCUAUAAUUUCUUCUGUAUUAAUGCUUCUAGUCUUUUGGUAUUAUUCAUUUCGUUUACGUCGUUAUAACAAUUUAGAUAUUAUGGAACAACCAAUUUUGUAA